AUGAGCGCUUUCCAAGUCUGGAGGGACUAUUUGCAGCUGGCCCAAGUGGUCUCGGAGCUAGGCAAGCAGCAGCCCGGGCAGGAGGCCCCCAGCCCCCAGGAACAGGAGCCGCAGGGCGAGCCCGCCCUGGCCCAGAGCGCCUCGGAGGAGCAGAUCUGUUCUUUUUGCAAGCACAACGGAGAAUCCCGGGGCAUCUACGCCUCGCACGGCCUCAAGGACCGGCAGGGGCGGGUGCAGUGCCCCAUCCUCCGGCAGUACACCUGCCCGCAGUGCGGCGCGUCCGGCGACACGGCCCACACCAAGCGCUUCUGCCCCUUGACCAAGAAGGGCUACACCUCCGUCUAUGGCAGCAGCCGGAGGAAUUCCGCAGGGAGGGUGAGACGAAAGGUAAGCGGCCGUCUGGAGAGCGAGAGAGGCAGGGAGGGCGCGGUAGAGACCCUCUCCAAAACUUUUGCUUGUCUUCUCCCCGCAGCUUUAACACUUUCAGACCGAUACUCCGGCUCUUCCUUCGCCGAGCGGUAA
Eublepharis macularius is the source of this 522-nucleotide messenger RNA. RefSeq names its product nanos C2HC-type zinc finger 3 (gene NANOS3). The transcript has a single exon. Gene Ontology annotation, biological process: negative regulation of translation; oogenesis. Lineage: Eukaryota; Metazoa; Chordata; Lepidosauria; Squamata; Eublepharidae. Gene Ontology annotation, cellular component: perinuclear region of cytoplasm. Gene Ontology annotation, molecular function: zinc ion binding; mRNA binding. The coding region runs from base 1 to 522 and encodes 173 amino acids. The record is from RefSeq and is a predicted model, not a curated record.